UUUCGGCUAGUGCGCUAUACUAACACAAGACUGGCAUGUCUAUGUGAUACGCCUUUACGUUCAGAACCGAUCUACAUAAUUUGGGCAGUAUUUCAUUAACUUGAGUUUGUAUGUGUAUUUAAAAAGUCAAAAUGCGCGUAAUUGACGUUACACAAACUUGCAGUCGCUGGAUAACUCGGAUGUAUAAACCAACCAGUGUCAGGGAUCUCAAGCAAUAGAUUUUAGACUGGUAUCCUCUCAGAUUAUUUGAAAACGUUUUUUUUUAUUAUCGAUUUUAUACAUGGAUCUACAUUUUGUAAAUCUCUUGGACCAUACUCCCCACGACUGUACUGCUGCUGCGACUACGAGCUCAGAAAUAAUGGAAGUUACAAGUGAAGCCUUUUGUGCCGGAGACUACGAUCUUUCUGUUGAGAUCUACAGCUCUCAGCAAGCGGACGUCCGACACCCGGACCGGGGCCUCUCUCUUCUGAAAGCGGACGCGCUCAGUAGGGCUGGGCGGAUUGCAGAGGCUGUAGACUGGUACUUCACAGCCGCAAACCUUGAACGGCUGCAAGCCAACGAGCUAGGGACUCUUGUUGACUGUAUUGCACACUCUUUGCGUAUAAAAGAAUGCACAAAUUCCACGGUGGUGUCCGAGGAUGAGCAAUCGUUGGACCUAUUUUCAUGUCGGCUUUGCAAGUGUUUGUUAACUGACCCAGUAACUUUAGAAUGCGGCCACACAUUCUGCAAACGAUGCAUUGAGGAUGACGCUAUCAAAGAAUGUGAAAUCUGUGGUUGUAAACUGAUCAAAACGUACGGACAAAUAAAACCAAUCGGGUUUAGAGUGAAUGUUGUGCUCCGCUCCCUUUUGGAUAAAUGGUUUUGCGCAGAAAGUAAAGCAAGACGAUGCUGGCUUGAAGGAGAGAGAAUGCGGAGUGAACGAGACUUUAUCAACGCUCUUGAAAAAUACAACAAAGCCGUGGAAAUAGCCCCCUAUAUGCCUCCGUUGCUGGGCCGACGGGCAGAGCUACACAUGGCCAUGAACAACUUCAGGCAGGCCAUCGAAGACCUAGAUGCCGUGUGCCGACUGAAGCCCCUUUCUCCCGAGGCGCACCACGCGAAGGCCCUGGCUCUGAACAAAGCGGGCCAGAAGGGAGAAGCCCUGCGGAUGUACCUGUACUGUGUUGCCCUGAAGCCAGACUGGGGCUCAGUCAAGCUAGAAGCUCAGGCGAUGCUGAGUGACAUGUUCUCCUCCGUGUUCCAGAGAGACGUUCGCCCCAAAUUACUAAUCUUCCAGCAUCGUACAGGUUCCCACCUCAAACCAGCCUCCCUUCUCCUUGGCUACCUCCAUUCCAACCCUGGUAGACAGAGCCAAACCCCUAAUGGUAGGAAAUAUGUUUUGUCUAACACUGGAGCAGAGAACAAGCCCCCAUGUGAGGACUCCGCAACCCUGGCAUCUGUCCUGGCUGGCCUAUCCAGCCCCACAGGCCUGAAGCGAAGGACGUCAGAAAAAUUUCGUGGCUCUGCCCCCUUCAACAAGCAUCUCAAAAUAGAUGAGGUGAGAUCAUCCCAGAUGCCAGCCGCCUGUUGCAAUGAGAGGAGAGAGGUGCCCUCUCAGCUCCUGGAUACCUCUGACCUGGAGUGCUCUCUCUGUAUGAGGCUGUUCUACGACCCGGUCACCACCCCCUGUGGGCACACCUUCUGUUUGAAGUGUCUGGAGCGUUGCCUGGAUCACAACCCCAUCUGUCCCCUGUGUAAAGACAACAUUGCAGAGUACCGGACCACCAGAGGGUGCCACAAGACCCUGCUAAUGGAGGAGGUGCUUCAGCAUUACCUGUCUGAGGAGCUGGCCGAGAGGAGCACGGUGCACAAGGAAGAGAUGACUGAGCUCUCAAACUUAACCAAGGAGGUGCCCAUUUUCAUCUGCACCGUGGCAUUCCCCACGAUCACCUGCCCGCUGCACAUCUUCGAGCCCUGCUAUAGGCUAAUGAUCCGACGCUCUGUGGAGACGGGAACCAAGCGGUUUGGAAUGUGCAUUGCCGACAGUGUCAAGGGCUUUGCCGACUACGGUUGCAUGUUGGAGGUGAAAGACAUGAAGUUCUACCCAGACGGGGGCUCUGUGGUGAUCGCGGUCGGGGUGUCUCGCUUCAAAGUUCUAAGCCACGGCCACCGGGAUGGCUACAGCACGGCCGAGAUUGUGCUCUUGGAGGACCAGAAGGUGGAGGGAGAGGAGUUGGCGGAGCUGCGGAGGCUGCACGACUCGGUGUACGAUCAAGCCUGUGCCUGGUUCACGUCCCUAAAGGAGAACAUAAAGAACCAGAUCGUCCAUCACUUCGGACAGCUGCCCGGGAAAGAUCCUGACAUGCAGUGGAGUCCCAACGGCCCGGCCUGGUGUUGGUGGCUACUCGCAGUCCUUCCCCUGGAGCAGAGAGCCCAGCUAAGCAUCUUGGCCAUGACCACCCUCCGAGACCGCCUCAGCGCCACCCGCCGCGUACUCAUCCUCGUCGCACGAAAACUACAGAAGCCGCCUUCGACCGCAGCGUCUGCAUCACUGUAGCUGUUUAGAGUCACUCAAGAGUUGAAAGGGAGGCUACUAAAUUCUCCUCUGAAGUGCUAGCCUCAGAUGGAUAUAAUGUUGUUCUUUAUACGGAAGCCUUUUUCUUUCUUUUUUUUUGAGACCCAGGGAUGGGUCCUACUUGACUCUAAUAAAAGAUUGAUGGGCCACCCCUACCAAACCAGAUCACAUUUUAAAUGGGUGUCAGUAACAUUGAAGCAGGUCUAUUAACUCUGGUUUUGUUCAUUUUGUGCAGAAUUAUAUUGAUGUUUUCCCACUGUCUUACUUUUGAGUUUUACAAAUUAAGCCUUACAUUUUUAUAUCUAAUAUUUUGAAAUCAAUUCUCAUUAUACUAAAAUGUCAUUUUUCUAUGCAACGUAAUGAAGAAAAUUUGUUUUAUUGCCUAUACACACUAUGCACUUCGGUUGUGUGGUUAUUUAUUUUAAAUUUUUUACCCCUUCAUAUUCUAUGUUCUUAAUAAUGUCACGAGUGCUUGAUGCAAGAAAGUGAAAUACAGUGUCAUGACAGACAUUGCUUUAGCAGCAAACAUCCACUGGGUGGUAGCAAAUGGGGUCAAUGCAGCAGCCCUACAUUUGAACAAGUGGGUUUCUUUUGACAGGUCCGCCUCUUAAAUCUGUCCCAAUAACAAUAGACAAUAGGCACACACCCUAUGAUUCAACAGCCUACCUUCAGAUAAGUUCAUUUCAUCAGUGUUUAGAGUAGGUCUUACUAAUUGCCUUUAUGUUAGAGCUUAUGUUUUGAGCCUCUCCAUGGUGUUUUCCCAGCAUCACUGUGUUAUUCUGGCCCAGCCGGAAUGGUCUGUCCUGUUGAGUAGCUGAAGACAACUCGCUUUAGUUUGUUUUCCUGACAGUCUUUAUGAAUCUGAGGUCGAAGAGUCCCUCAAGGUAAUGAUUGUGCGCGCGAGACUGCCACAAACAGGUACUCACUUUCACAGUUGGUGACAUGUAUUCCAAUCACACAACCAGUAGUCUACAAGAUAAACACAAAACAAAAGUUUUUCCUGAAUUUUAAGGACUGGUGGGUUAUGUGUGGAUAUGGCUGUUUACUCACAUCGUUGCAUCUAGGAGCAGACAGGUGAGUAAUUUCAGUUACUGUGAAGUCAGAACUGGCACAAACUGUCUUUUGUAGACAAUGAGUCACCUUCAUGCGUCUGUCCUCGCAAUGGAUUUAUCUGGAAUCUCACAGAUGUUCAAAUUACCAAUCCCACUUGAUAAACAGCAUUCUGUCAAAACCAUUUACAGAAAUCCCAUUUUGCAGCCUACUAUUACAAUGAACUGAUUAUCUGAUCUUUUUUCAUAGGAUGUGGAAUACACAGGGAAAAGCGUGUGAAUCACCACACUGAUGACUUGAGGCACAU
Esox lucius (northern pike) is the source of this 3911-nucleotide messenger RNA. It is a transcript of the gene lonrf2, whose product is annotated as LON peptidase N-terminal domain and ring finger 2. Bases 281 to 2536 code for a protein of 751 amino acids. NCBI's taxonomy places the organism in Eukaryota, Metazoa, Chordata, Actinopteri, Esociformes, Esocidae. The transcript has 10 exons. The record is from RefSeq and is a predicted model, not a curated record. Gene Ontology annotation, molecular function: protein binding.